AUGUCUACUUCGACUCCACCAGCAAUUGUCUUUACUGAUUUUGACGGUACUGUCACAUUGCAAGAUUCCAAUGACUACUUAACUGACACUCUCGGAAUGGGUGAAGCCAGAAGAAGUGCUAUUGGACAAGAUAUCCUCGACGGCAAGACCAACUUCCGUGAUGGAUUCAAAGAGGAGAUAGAUUCAGUCAAGACCCCAUUUAACGAAUGUCUUUCCAUCUUGUUAGCCAACAUUAAAUUGGAUCCUGGAUUCAAGGAUUUCUACAAUUACUGUAACGCCCACGGUAUCAGAAUCAUUGUCGUUAGUUCCGGUAUGAAACCUUUAAUCUCGGCAUUGUUGCAACAAUUGGUUGGAGCUGAAGCCUUGAGCCAUAUCGAAAUUAUGUCCAACGACGUGCGUAUUGAUGAUAAUGGAGCCAACUGGGAACUUUUGUUCAAACACCCUGAUUCUCCAUUUGGCCACGAUAAGGCACAAUCUAUUAAAGAGUGGUUGAACAACCAUGGAUUUGACACUGCUGAAGUUAAAGAUGAUGGAUCAACUCAGCCAAAAUUGUUUUAUUGCGGUGAUGGAGUUUCCGAUUUGAGUGCGGCUAAGGAAACCAAUUUGUUGUUUGCUAAACAUGGUAAGGAUUUGAUUACUUAUUGUGUUAGAGAGAAGAUCCCAUACACUGAGUUUAACGAUUUCCAGGAUAUCUUGAGCAAAGUGAGGAAGAUUAUUGAUGAUGGUGAACCAAUUAAAUCGUUUGUAGAGAACCCAUAG
Molecule: messenger RNA, 759 nt
Organism: Lodderomyces theae
Lineage: Eukaryota; Fungi; Ascomycota; Pichiomycetes; Serinales; Debaryomycetaceae
Product: putative phosphoric monoester hydrolase
Exons: 1
Coding region: 1-759 (252 amino acids)
Molecular function (GO): phosphatase activity
Source: RefSeq, a predicted model, not a curated record